Messenger RNA from Adineta ricciae, 1413 nucleotides. The record is from the annotation of a GenBank genome assembly. Lineage: Eukaryota; Metazoa; Rotifera; Eurotatoria; Adinetida; Adinetidae.
AUGCAACAAUUUGUUGUCUUUCCUUUGCUCACUCAUUCCCAUCAUUUCAAUCAGAUUAAAGGAAAAGAAAAGAAAAUGAUCGGUGGUGUUUUUAUCUAUAAUCACAAAGGGGAAGUGUUGAUUUCGCGUGUUUAUCGUGAUGAUAUUGGCAGAAAUGCUGUCGAUGCAUUUCGUGUUAAUGUCAUUCAUGCUCGACAACAGUCACGUUUUCCUGUUGUUAACAUAGCACGAACAAGCUUCUUCUAUACAAAACGUUCGAAUAUUUGGCUGUGUGCUGUUGCGAAACAAAAUAUCAAUGCAGCCAUGGUCUUCGAAUUCUUGAACAAAAUGAUCGAUGUCAUGCAAUCAUAUUUCGGGAAGAUCAGUGAAGAGAAUGUCAAGAAUAAUUUUGUUCUUAUCUAUGAAUUGCUGGACGAAAUACUUGAUUUUGGCUAUCCACAAAACAGUGAUACAGGUGUAUUAAAAUCCUUUAUCACGCAACAAGGUGUUCGACCAGUUACACGCGAAGAGCAAACCAAUGUAACAUCAGCUGUCACUGGUCAAAUUGGUUGGCGACGUGAAGGCAUUAAAUAUCGUCGAAACGAAUUAUUUCUCGAUGUUAUCGAAUCAGUCAAUUUACUCAUGUCUCAACAAGGUCAAGUUUUGAGUACACAUGUCGCUGGUCGUGUAGUCAUGAAGAGUUACUUAUCCGGUAUGCCCGAAUGUAAAUUCGGUAUCAACGACAAAAUAACAGUGGAAAAUCGAACGAAAACUACAACUGAUUCGACUAAUUCAACUACAAAUCCGAACAAUGGAUCAACCAAUCCAGCAACAACAACCAAAACUGCUAUUGCCAUUGAUGAUUGUCAAUUUCAUCAAUGUGUUAAACUAUCGAAAUUCGAAUCGGAGCACUCAAUUUCAUUUAUUCCACCCGAUGGCGAAUUUGAAUUGAUGCGUUAUCGUACAACCAAAGAUAUCAGUUUACCAUUUCGUGUGAUUCCAUUAGUAAGAGAAAUAGGUCGAACAAAAAUGGAAGUUAAAGUGGUCGUCAAGUCCAAUUUUAAACCAACUUUAAUUGGACAAAAAAUUGAAAUACGAAUACCCAUUCCACCGAAUACCUGUGAUGUACAAUUAUUAUGCAUGAAAGGUAAAGCAAAACACAAAGCAUCGGACAAUGCCAUUGUUUGGAAAAUGAAACGAAUGGGUGGAAUGAAAGAAUCACAAUUGAGUGCUGAGAUUGAAUUAACACCCAACGACAAGAAAAAAUGGAAUCGUCCACCGAUAUCGAUGAAUUUCGAAGUACCAUUUGCACCAUCAGGUUUCAAAGUUCGAUAUCUUAAAGUUUUCGAACAUAAAUUGAAUUAUUCCGAUUCGGAAACGAUUAAAUGGGUGCGAUAUAUUGGUAAGAGCGGUUUGUACGAAACGCGAAGUUAA